Molecule: messenger RNA, 2486 nt
Organism: Eriocheir sinensis (Chinese mitten crab)
Lineage: Eukaryota; Metazoa; Arthropoda; Malacostraca; Decapoda; Varunidae
Gene: Cnep1r2
Product: nuclear envelope phosphatase-regulatory subunit 1-like
Exons: 5
Coding region: 34-450 (138 amino acids)
Cellular component (GO): cytoplasm; Nem1-Spo7 phosphatase complex
Source: RefSeq, a predicted model, not a curated record
AUUGCUUGUCACUCCCCCAGGGGCCCCACAGCCAUGAAGAGCAGCGCCAAAGAAAGAAGUUUAGAAAAAAUGUCUCUAGAACAAACAGCUUGUGAAGAUCUGAAGGCGUUUGAGCGUCGGCUGACAGAGGUAAUCGCCAGACUACAGCCGGCCACCACACGAUGGAGAAUUUUGCUGGUGAUUGUAGCGGCAGGUACAGCGUUUGGUGCGUACAUGUGGCUCACUGACCCCAAGACUCAGGACGCCACCUUCAUCCAGUCUCUCCUCAAUCACCUCUUCUUCACUGUUGCAGCCUCUGCACUAAUCAUCCUGUUCAUAAUGGGCAUCCACAAGAAAGUUGUGUCGCCCUCCAUAAUCACCUCCCGGACCCGAGCGGUGCUAGUCGACUUCAACAUGUCUUGUGACGACACUGGCAAGCUUAUCUUGAAGCCUCGACCCACCACCACCUGAAGCUAGGCAGCCCAUCCCACCUCCUCCCCUCUGUACUAGUUGUUAUUGUAUUGUUGUUCUUGUUGAAUUGAUUAGGGUGUGUCCUCUGUGUUCAUUGUUUCUUUUCCACAUGUUGGAAGUCCUGUUAUAUUGAUCAUUACCGGUUCCUGUCAGAUUCCUUAGUGAGCUCAGUUCUCAGUUGGUCGUCUUGUGAGUCCCUGUUCCUUUGUAGUUUUGCUUGGUAUAUUUCACAACCAAUUUCUUUCCUUCAAGCUUCUCAUCUGAAGGAAUCUUUUCAUUGUUAGGUAGUAGUUAAAAAGCUGUGAUCCCAUCCAGGUAACUGAGAGAAAUAAUAUAUUCUUUUUCAUUUUGCUAAUCAACUUUUUUUACUCUGCAUUUUUAUGAAAGAACUUGAAGUUGAAUAUCAAAAGUUAGUCAGUGAGUGAGAGUUAGUCAGUGACGGUAGGGCAUAUUUUUAGUUUCUGGGCUGGAGUACUUUUGUGUAAUUGCUAAUCUGUUAUAUGAACUUAAAAUAAAAAAAACAUUGAAAAAUGAAAAAAAAAAAUCAGUAAAGUCAGUUAAGUGAGGCCUAAAGAAAUUUGUUUGAUCUGUGAAAGAAAAUCUGGGAGUUGGAGAUGUUAACCAGGCAGUUAAUGCUGUUGGAGCACCAAACAACUCUGCAGCAUCUGUUCAUGAUAGAAAUACUCUUUAUGCUGUAUUAAUUGUCACUAAUUAGAAAGAGUGAAUUAGGGGAGAAAAUUUUUUGUAGUUGCAUCCUACUAAUAUAUGCCUUUGUGGUGAAGUGGUUAGCAUGGUUAGCUACAAAUCUGUGGGCACGAGUUCAAAUCCUGGCCUGGGCAGUCAGCAUGCAGCUCACCCUGCUGUUCAUCCUCCCUUUUGGGUUGGUCAGUAAAUGGAUACCUAGGGAAGGUAAACUGUGGUAACCCAGAUGUCACACUUGAACCUUUGUUUCAGGUUAAUGGGUUCUUACCUACCACAAGCUCAAGGGCCAAUGUGAUUGAUAUAUGCAGUGAGGCCACGCGCAGCUAUAGCGUAUACCCCCAACUUUUCUUUUUUCUUUUCAUAUUUAUAAUUAUGACUCCAGUACUGACCUCUUCUUCAUGGCCUGUCUCCAUCCCUUUCAUACUAGCAAGUCGUUGUUUAUUAACUUAUAUUUACUACACCUCCCUUUGCAGGUAGAUUACACUGGGUCACAAAAAAAAAAAUUAAUAAUAAUAAUAAUUGCAAGUUGUCUUAAGUUUCUUCAACUGAUUUAGGACAAAUUUGCACCGCUGAAUCUGAAAAUGACACCCGUUUCUCUCAAUCAGGUCAGGUUUUUGUGCUUAGUCAAUUUUUUAAAGUCUUAUCUAAUAACUAAAUUGAUUACAUGUGACAUUUUCAGUUGAUUUUUGUCUUUCUCAUUUGAAAUAGUUGUAUAAGAAAAAGUUUUCUAACACAAUUCAUAAAUUAAAUGUUACAAAAAUUGAUAAGUAUACUGUGAAUAGUAGACAUUGAUAAAGGUGAGUACAUGUAAAUUGGAUAUUAGGUCAUCAUUGUUCAAACCUGGUCACACAAAAAAUACCAAUUAGUAAAAAAAUGGCACAUGUAAACUCUUCAGAAUUCGUUUAUUCAAAGAAAUAAAGAAUUUUGCUUCGUAUAUAGAAAAUAUGUAAAAAAAAUGAAAUAAAAAAAUUAAUAAAUAAAAAUAACAGCAUGUGGCCAUAGAUAAAAAAGUUGACCUGAUUGAGCAAAACCAAUGAGAUUUUCUGGAUUCAGCACAUCAAAAUUGUCCUAAAUCAGCUAAAAAAAAAUUAAGACGAUAAAUUUGUUGUUGGCCAGUGUUAUCAAUUCCUCCUAUUAUGGCGACCAACCAUUGCAGUUUAAUGCUGUGGGCUGAAGUGAUUUUGACUUGUAAAUAUCUGUGUGAGCUUUCCUCAAUUGUUAGCUUAGUUACAAGAGAUAGAAACGUAUACAUAGAUACUUUUAAUUUAUAGACAUACGGAUUCUUUCUUUGCAGUCAGAUUCUGGUCAUUCUACAAUAAACUAUUUGUUUGUAA